This is a messenger RNA of Rubroshorea leprosula, 1120 nucleotides long. Lineage: Eukaryota; Viridiplantae; Streptophyta; Magnoliopsida; Malvales; Dipterocarpaceae. The record is from the annotation of a GenBank genome assembly.
AUCAAAAGCACUCACAGUCAAACGCCCUCGAACUUCUCCUGCCCUCCCUCCGCUGCAUUGUUCAUUUUGAGUAGCAGGGCGACACAGGUGUACCCAUGUCUGAAAAAGGAGGAAAAGGGUUCUCCCUUCCCACCACAACCCCCAAAUCCUCUAUCAAAGCCAAGGAUGGAAAUGGUGACGGUGCAGCAAAGUCAAAGAGGGGAAGGAAAGUUCAGUUCGAUUCUCAAGGUUCACCUGAACCUGCAUUUAAUUUUUCAUCAUCAAAAUCUGAUGGAAGGGGAUUUAGUUUGCCAUCGUCAAAAUCUGAUGGGAAGGCUGGAAAUCGUGGAAAGACUCCUGUGGCAAAAGAGGCACAGCCAUUAGAGCUCAAAGUUGAGAAAGAACUACCAGAAAAUGUGAAAUGCUUGAUGGACUGUGAGGCCACAAAUAUAUUACAAGGCAUCCAGGGACAGAUGGUUCUACUUUCUGCUGAUCCUUCCAUUAAACUCCCUGAAUCAUUUGACAGAGGACAGCAGUAUGCCGAGACUCAUAGCAAAUACACCGAUCCCCCAUCUGUCAGACGAGUUCUUGAAACUCUCGCAAAACAUGGUGUCUCAAAUAGCGAGAUAUGUGUCAUCGCAAAUGUCUGUCCAGAAUCCAUGGAUGAAGUUUUUGCUCUUGUGCCAUCUCUAAAGGGUAAGAGAAGCAAGCUCAGUGAACCUCUCAAAGAAGCAUUGGACGAACUUGCUAAACUUAAGAAGUGAAGCUGAGUCCACAGCAUAUCAAUAUUGUAGCUGCUAAAUUUGGUGCAGGUGUCUCUUCUGUUGGGGUUGUGAGAUGCCAGUGACAACAGUUACAAUGACACUUUUUGCAGAUUUGCCCUGCAAGAUGGGUGGAAAAUCCUUAUAGUUUUUGUGCGAAUGUAACUGGUGCUCGCUUGCCCCAUGAUUCUGAUAAGCAAAGAUGUAAUUAAACCAUUACUGCAAAGACUUUCUAAUUGCUGUACUUGAAUGAUCAGCAUGUUAACUUGGAUUAAUAGCUGAAUAGAAAGUACUGUGUUAAUUUCGAGAUUUCUAUGAAUUCCUUUUUCUUAAACAAUACGGCGAAAUUCAUUUUUGAAGACUAAAAUCUAUAAGAUGGC